UUUCUUUUUUUUUUUCUUUUUAAUUUUUCCUUCUGUUUAUCUGAAGCUAAGGGCCUGAGGUUAUCAGUUUCUGUUCGCACCGAUUCUCUCUCCUGCGUUUCCUCGAAGGUGAAUGACGGGUGCUUCGGAGUUAUUCUACACUCGAAGGUCGAGAGUGAGUCGACCCGAUCCGGAUCCAGGUAUUGGGUCUUCAAACGACCGGAAUUACAAUCGACGCAAUCAUCUCAGUUACCACAAUCACAGGCACGAUUUGGAUGGCUUUGAUAAUAUCCGCCGAUCCCCACACGUGCGUCACUUCAGCUCACCUGCCUCCUCCCUUUCUGAGCGUGCAUCAAUGCAGUUUGAUCAAGGUACCAGCCAGUUUGUAUCAAGCUAUGGUUUAAAUGCAGACAGUGUAAGUAGUUCAAGUGGGCAAAGAUUGCAUUCAAAUGAGAGGCUACCUGGAGCUGUGCUGCUUGCAAGAGCAAGGCUUCUUGAGAGACUAAGAGGCGUGUCUGUUUCUGCAAACAGGCGAAGCAGCAGAGCUCCAUCUAGCCCUUACCACCAAAGGGAGUACUUAUUUGACGGUGAUUUCAGGCUUGCUGAUGCAGGGGAUUGGGGAAGUGAAAUUUCCACAGGGUUGUCAGCUGGGAAUUCCCCUUUUACUGACCUAACCUCUCAAACAGAAAGGUUCCAAUUAUUACAAGAAACUAACAAGAAGCCUCCUGGUCUUACUCAGGAGGCCCUGGACAGUUUGGCGCAGGAGGUUUUCAGCAGCCGAGAAGUGGAUGUUGAAAGAAAGCUGUCAAGGGAAUCAAGGGAUUGCAGUAUAUGUCUGGAGAGCUUCAGGGACGAAGAUUUGCUUACACGGCUGCCCUGUGGGCACAGAUUUCACUUGGCUUGCUUAGAUCCUUGGGUUAGAAGUUGUGGGGACUGCCCUUACUGUAGACGUAGUAUACUAUGAAAGUAGUUUCCGACACAUCAAUAGAAUAGGACUUUUUUUUUUUCUUUCCAUUUUCCCGUGUUUUUACUUGUGCUCUGCCUCUGAUGGAAAUUUUGUGAGUCGACCCAAUUGCAGAUACACUUUGUAAUUUGAACUCCUUUGUAUUUGUGGUAUAUUUGUGAAUAAACCAGCAAAGAGUUUCCUGAUAAUAUCAUAAUUGAAAAAUGUAUAGCGUCUAUUAUCUAUACGAGGUUCUUUGACCAACAUGCUCUACUUCAAAAUUUCGCCUUUAAUUUCCAUCAAUGACUGAAACAAAAUUGUAUUAAGAAGGUCGUAAGCUAUGGUUGUAAUUGGUAUACACUACAAACGAUUCUCAAAUUUUUUUUUCCCCCAAAAUCAUGUUCCUUGAAAUUCCCUAUUCUUUUAUCUAAAUUGGAGGAGAAAGUUUCGAAGUCAUGUCAUUUCAGCUGCAAAAGCAAGGAGGUAACGUGUUUGACAUAAGUUGGUAUCUAUAUCCUUCUGUCAGGUUCACAUCUUAGACACAAU
Messenger RNA from Durio zibethinus, 1468 nucleotides. RefSeq names its product putative E3 ubiquitin-protein ligase RHY1A. Gene Ontology annotation, biological process: ubiquitin-dependent protein catabolic process. Lineage: Eukaryota; Viridiplantae; Streptophyta; Magnoliopsida; Malvales; Malvaceae. Gene Ontology annotation, cellular component: nucleus. The record is from RefSeq and is a predicted model, not a curated record. Gene Ontology annotation, molecular function: ubiquitin protein ligase activity.